This is a messenger RNA of Iphiclides podalirius (scarce swallowtail), 711 nucleotides long. NCBI's taxonomy places the organism in Eukaryota, Metazoa, Arthropoda, Insecta, Lepidoptera, Papilionidae. The record is from the annotation of a GenBank genome assembly.
AUGUGUAGCGAAUUGCAGCUCGUGCGCUCAGACAUUGCACAGCUAAAAGAUUCUCUUAAAUCGUGUAAUGUCCGCCUUAACGAUAUGGAUACAAGAAUUUGCUAUUUAGAGACAUUAAGUAAGCAAGAACCUAAGGGCACGUCAUAUCUGGACGAAGCCGUUGCAAACUUAAGACAAGAGCUGAACGACCGCGACCAAGAUUUAUUAUCUAACGACAUUGAGGUCGCAAAUUUGCCCGAAUCGAAUGGUGAAAAUUUAAUCCACACGGUUCAAUUAAUUGCCUCAAAAUUAGGUGUAAACAUUGAAGAACGUGACAUUGUGAGCGCGCAUCGUAUCGGCGGAAGGCACAUCAAUGCGACAAAUGCUACGGGCCCCACGGAAAACCGAUCCAGGCACGUCGCCGUGCGCUUGACACGCCGUCACCUCCGUGACCAGCUUUUGAGUGGUGCGCGAGUGCGCCGUGGUGCUACCACUGCUGAUCUCGGGAUGAAUGGUACACCACUUAGAUUUUACGUUAAUGAGCGCCUUACUAAAACAAACCGUAUGUUAUUUCGGCAAACACGAAUCGCCGCUCAACGUUUCGGUUGGAAAUUUGUUUGGACGAAACAAGGUCGCACAUUUGCUCGUCGGCAAGUUGGAGACCCAGUCUGCGUGGUUCGCUCCGAAAAAGACAUUAAUCGAAUAUUCGGUGAAGAACCUAAAAAGGUCGAU